UGGCUGUCGAGGUUCCCGCUCGCCACACGGCCAGAAAUUCUGCCGCUCCAGUCGCGGGGUCAAUCAGGAAGAGCUGCUUCCUGAGCGAGUGCAGAGCCGGAGCUGUUCCGUCAACCUGCUUCAAGCAAUUCCAAAAAUCCUGCCAGCAUCGAGCGGUUUGCACAUAGGGGCAAACCCGGGCGCUGUUUGCUAUCUUCUUAGUGUGCGUCGCAGGACUUCCUGCAACAAGCCUGCCCAAGAUGGUGAACAUCACGGAUAAGAUCAAGGAGAUUGAAGAUGAGAUGAGGAAGACCCAGAAGAACAAGGCGACUGAAUAUCAUCUUGGUCUUCUCAAGGGCAAACUUGCCCGGCUCCGCGCCCAACUGCUGGAGCCCGGCCCUGGCGGAGGCGGUGGUCCGGGUUCCGGCUUCGAUGUAAGCAAAAGUGGUGACGCAAGGAUAUCACUGGUUGGCUUCCCGUCCGUCGGAAAGUCCACUUUCCUGUCAAAGGUCACCAAGACGAGAUCUGAGGUUGCCGCCUACGCCUUCACCACUCUCACAGCCAUCCCAGGCGUUCUCGAGUAUGGCGGCGCCGAGAUCCAGCUUCUCGAUCUGCCCGGAAUUAUCGAGGGCGCCUCCGAGGGCAAGGGCCGUGGUAGGCAGGUUAUCUCGGCCGCCAAGACGAGCGACAUGAUCCUCAUGAUACUCGACGCAACCAAGAAGGCGGAGCAGAGGGCGCUGCUCGAGGCCGAGUUAGAGGCCGUCGGCAUCCGCUUGAACCGGGAGCCACCAAAUAUCUACCUCAAGGUGAAGAAAGCUGGCGGCAUGAAGAUCACGUUCCAGUCACCACCCAAGCGGAUGGACGAGAAGUUGAUUUACAACAUCUUGCGCGACUACAAAAUCCUGAACUGCGAGGUGCUGGUCCGCGACGAGAAUGCCACCGUCGACGACCUGAUCGAUGUCGUCAUGAAGGACCAUCGCAAAUACAUCAGGUGUCUCUAUGUUUACAACAAGAUCGACAGCGUCUCACUCGACUUCCUGGACCAGCUGGCGCGCGAGCCGCAUACGGUGGUCAUGAGCUGCGAGCUCGACCUGGGCAUCCAGGACGUCGUCGACCGCUGCUGGAAGGAGCUGUCGCUGAUCCGCAUCUACACCAAGCGCAAGGGCAACGACCCGGACUUCAGCGAGGCCCUCAUCGUGCGCAACAAGAGCACCAUCGAGGACGUCUGCGACCGCAUCCACCGCACCCUCAAGGAGACGUUCAAAUAUGCUCUCGUGUGGGGUGCCAGCGCUAGACAUGUGCCUCAGCGUGUCGGCCUUGGGCACUUGGUCGCCGACGAGGAUGUCGUGUACAUCGUCAGUGGGUGGAAGGCAUGAUGGUCCGCUCCCGUCCAACCGAAAACAUGAGAAAUGCGUCAUAAAGGUAAUGAGAGACCCAGUCAUCAAUCUAUUCCAUUAGAAGUGUGGUCAUCAAGUCGUGUCGUUACCAAACUUCCCAAGAAACCGGUCCCAGAGGACAUCCGUGAUAACCUUCCCGUACCAUAUCCAGCAAAAGAUGUCUCAUGUCCUGCGUAAUCUGCUGCGAACCAGAAAAAGCUAUCCAAUCUGGAAAGUCGUCAGACAGCGAGAAGCGCCGAGGGGCUUUCAAGAAACAUUCUGCUUCGCCGAAAUCAGGGAAGACAAAAAGAAAAUGAAGAUAGAGAAAGACACAGGCAGAAGAGGAACAAAACAGAAGAAAAAAACAAUGACGAAAAGAGGACUAGCAACCGAGCCCCACGAGAACGCCGCAAAUCCGGAUGUUGAUCAUGAUCCCUUUCCUGGGUCAAGACAAGUCGUGAGUGGUACAGAUGGGGGGAGAAGACCACCCCGCGCAAGCCAACGCGGGCACGGGGGAGACCCUCUCGGUGGCAUUAGUGGGUAGUUUGAAGGCAGUGAAGGGAGAUCAACGAUUCUCAGAUGGCGGCUGUCUCCUUGACGGUCGAGGUUGGUGACGGGACGGGCUUGGCGCCGAAGAGACCGUCGCCGCUGCCACUCAGCUUCUUAGACGAGGCCUGGGCGAAGAGGGACUUUGGCUUGGCCCUGUAGGAGAAGUCGGGUUAGAGGAGCUGGCCUUGGGGCGGGGAUUCAAGGGCGAUGCUUGCUUACUUUCCGACCUGCUUGUUGCGGUAGGCGUUGAGCUUGGCGCUGCACGGGCUCAUGAUAUUAUCCGAGGGGGAGAUGUACUGGUUGGUCCUACGGAGGUGUUGUCUUGUCAGUAUCGACUGCCGCACACUCUUUCUGCCGGGGGAAGGCGGGCGGACGGGAUGGCGGCGUACUUCUCCUCCUCCAUCUUGGAGGCCAGGACCUGGCGGUGGUAGUCCAUGCUCUUAAGGUUGGGCUUGUCGGCCGUCGAGGCGUCGACGGUGGCCAUGGGGGCGUUGACGUCCCUGGCGGCCAGGACGUUCUGUGGUGCGGCGGCAGCGGUGGACAUGGUGUUUUGUGCGGGCGUGACCGGGCGACGUGACGUAGGUCGGUCGUUCUCGUCGAGCAGGAGCAAUAGCUUGUGAUUUCUGAUGCGCGCGGGCGUAUAUAUUGGUUUCUAUGCAGAGAUGUUGGCGAAGAAGAGGCGGUUCAGGCAGCUGGGCUUGGGGUGAUGGCGAUGGUAUCUUGCUUGCUUUCGUUCUUCGGUGGGGGGAGGGGGUGGCAGUGAAUCUCGGAGUCCGGAAAGUUGGAGAAGGACGGAAGGGCUGCAGCUCAUUUAAUAUCGAAACGCUCCACCGCGACAAGACUCAGCUCGGUAAACA
Gaeumannomyces tritici R3-111a-1 is the source of this 2761-nucleotide messenger RNA. Its product is annotated as GTP-binding protein 1. The coding region runs from base 240 to 1355 and encodes 371 amino acids. The transcript is spliced from 7 exons. Gene Ontology annotation, molecular function: GTPase activity; GTP binding. The record is from RefSeq and is a predicted model, not a curated record. Gene Ontology annotation, cellular component: cytoplasm. Lineage: Eukaryota; Fungi; Ascomycota; Sordariomycetes; Magnaporthales; Magnaporthaceae. Gene Ontology annotation, biological process: cytoplasmic translation.